Acanthosepion pharaonis is the source of this 1593-nucleotide messenger RNA. NCBI's taxonomy places the organism in Eukaryota, Metazoa, Mollusca, Cephalopoda, Sepiida, Sepiidae. The record is from the annotation of a GenBank genome assembly.
AUGUGCAGAUUUAAACGUCUUCCUCGCAGCAGAAUGAAUUACCAAUGGACAACCAACAUUCUUCUCCUGGUUUUUGGUCUGUGCUCAACAACAAAUGACAUUUGGGAAAACUUGAACAUCUUUGAAGAACAUGUGCCAUACUUUUACUACAAUAAUCCAGACUUGAAAAUGCAGUGUCUUCAAGAUCUCGAAUGUCCUUAUCGAAAGUUGCUCCAAGAAAAAAAAGUUGACAAGUGCUGGGGUUAUGAAACGAACUGUUCAGAAGAGGAAAUAAUAGCUAACAUCAAUUGCCCACAUGACUGUAAAGGGUGGACAACUGAUAAACAUGCUCAAAAGGAACUUUUCUGGACUGCAGGAGAUUUUGGUUAUGUCAAACAGCGCAAAAAAGAAUUGAAAUCCUUUUGUAUUCCUCAGCAAAAAGGAGACUCGUCUCUUGAGUGUAGCCAGUUUCUCAGGUAUUGUCGGGCAGAGCACAUUUACUUGGAUUUCAGGAAAGCUAAUCUCACAUCUGGGUAUAACAGAUAUCGUGAAGAUGUAUUCCAAAAAGGUGAAAUUGGAGGCCAUUGCAAUCUUCAUUUACAAUCACUCAAAGCAGAAGCCGAACAUAAGAGUCCUUUGCAGUCUUGGUUUGCAGAGCUUGAAAAUUAUUCAUCCUUAAAAUUCCGUCCAACCUCUGAAAGCUACUGUGAUGUUACUAUAGAUAAACCUACGUUUUUUGUUAAAUUGGAUGUUGGUAUUAAUUUGUAUCAUCAUUUUUGUGAUUUUAUCAACCUGUAUAUCACUCAGCACAUGAAUAACAGUUUUAGCACUGACGUAUAUAUUAUCAUGUGGGACACGAGUGCAUUGAAUUAUGGAGAUAUUUUUAAGCUGACCUGGAAAGCUUUCUCCAAGCACUCGAUCAUACCACUGACUCAAUUUGAUGGCAAAAGACUUUGUGUUAAAGAUGCUGUAUUUUCCUUUCUUCCACGGAUGAGGUAUGGUUUAUAUUACAACAUGCCUUUGGUUCCAGGUUGUACAGGAAGUCGUUUGGUACGAGCCUUUUCCCAGCAUGUCUUGCAUCGGCUAAAUGUGACCCAACUAGGUCCUCUGCCAGAAAAGAUUCGAGUCACUUUGUUGUCUAGAAGCACGAAAUAUCGAAGGAUUCUUAAUGAAAAUGAAUUAAUUUCUGCCUUGAAGACGAUUACAGAAUUUGAGGUCCGAGUUGUAGACUUUGAUGCCAGUUCUUUGCAGGUGUCUCUCAAUUCUGACAUUUUUAUUGGUAUGCAUGGAGCUGGACUCACACAUACCCUCUUCCUUCCAGAUUGGGCUGUACUUUUUGAAUUGUACAACUGUGAAGAUGAAUAUUGCUUUAAGGAUUUGACCAAUCUGAGAGGAGUUAAAUAUAUAACAUGGCAGGACAAAAGUAAACUGAUUCAGGAAGAUGAGGGUCAUCAUCCAACAUUAGGUGCUCAUGCCAAAUUUACCAAUUACUCUUUUGAUACAAAAGAGUUUAUACGUCUCAUGUUGCAGGCAGCUGAUUACAUUCUUGGUCAUCCUGAAUUUUGGAAUGGUUAUGCUCGCAAAUACCAGUCAAAAGCAAAAACUGAACUUUGA